This is a messenger RNA of Daucus carota subsp. sativus, 2461 nucleotides long. Its product is annotated as succinate dehydrogenase [ubiquinone] flavoprotein subunit 1, mitochondrial. The transcript is spliced from 16 exons. Bases 147 to 2045 code for a protein of 632 amino acids. Gene Ontology annotation, molecular function: succinate dehydrogenase (quinone) activity; flavin adenine dinucleotide binding; electron transfer activity. NCBI's taxonomy places the organism in Eukaryota, Viridiplantae, Streptophyta, Magnoliopsida, Apiales, Apiaceae. The record is from RefSeq and is a predicted model, not a curated record. Gene Ontology annotation, biological process: tricarboxylic acid cycle; mitochondrial electron transport, succinate to ubiquinone.
UUGAACAGUCUUUCCCAAAUUUUUAGCGAUUUAAUUUAACGCCACAUCUCCAUCCAUUUCGUGCUCUCAUUCACCCUAUUUCUUCCUCCGCGAAUCAACUAUACAUACACAUAUACACACAUACCUACAUACAAACGUAUCGGAAGAUGUGGCGAGCUGUGUCUCGUGGUCUUCGCAUUCCGGCGAGGAGAUCCGUCGCCGGCGAAACAACUAAACCUCAGUACCGCCGAUUGUUCUCCACUCAAGCGCAAGUGGGAGGUUCAUCUUAUACUAUAGUGGAUCAUACAUAUGAUGCUGUGGUGGUAGGUGCCGGUGGUGCUGGGCUCAGAGCAGCAAUUGGGUUGUCUGAGCAUGGAUUCAACACAGCAUGCAUAACCAAGCUCUUCCCAACUCGUUCGCACACAGUUGCUGCUCAGGGUGGAAUAAAUGCUGCAUUAGGUAAUAUGAGCGAGGAUGACUGGAGGUGGCACAUGUAUGACACUGUCAAAGGAAGUGAUUGGCUAGGUGAUCAGGAUGCCAUUCAAUAUAUGUGCAGAGAAGCUCCAAAAGCUGUUAUUGAGCUUGAAAACUAUGGUCUGCCAUUUUCUAGAACGGAAGAAGGAAAAAUAUAUCAACGGGCAUUUGGUGGUCAAAGUUUAGACUUUGGCAAAGGUGGACAAGCCUACCGUUGUGCAUGUGCCGCUGAUCGAACUGGGCAUGCUUUGCUGCACACAUUAUAUGGGCAGGCCAUGAAGCAUAACACACAAUUUUUUGUGGAAUAUUUUGCUUUGGAUUUACUUAUGGCUAGUGAUGGUAGUUGCCAAGGUGUUAUUGCAUUAAACAUGGAGGAUGGGACGCUGCAUCGCUUCCAAGCAUCUUCAACAAUUUUGGCUACUGGAGGAUAUGGCAGGGCAUACUUUUCAGCAACUUCUGCCCACACUUGCACUGGGGAUGGCAAUGCUAUGGUUGCUCGUGCUGGACUUCCUCUUGAGGAUCAGGAAUUUGUACAGUUUCAUCCAACUGGAAUAUAUGGUGCUGGUUGCCUUAUUACUGAAGGUUCACGUGGUGAAGGUGGCAUUCUUAGGAAUAGUGAAGGUGAGAGAUUUAUGGAACGAUAUGCCCCAACCGCCAAGGAUCUUGCUUCAAGAGAUGUUGUUUCAAGAUCUAUGACUAUGGAAAUUCGGGAAGGGCGUGGUGUAGGGCCACAGAAGGACCACAUAUAUCUCCACCUGAAUCACUUGCCACCAGAGGUCCUCAAGGAAAGGCUUCCUGGUAUUUCUGAAACUGCUGCUAUAUUUGCUGGUGUUGAUGUUACGAAGGAACCGAUACCUGUUUUACCUACCGUUCACUAUAACAUGGGUGGAAUUCCAACAAAUCACCAUGGAGAGGUCGUUACAGUCAAGGGAAAUGACCCUGAUGCAAUAGUUCCUGGACUUAUGGCUGCUGGAGAGGCAGCUUGUGCUUCUGUUCAUGGUGCCAAUCGUCUUGGUGCAAACUCUCUUCUUGAUAUUGUUGUGUUUGGUAGAGCUUGUGCAAAUAGGGUAGCAGAGAUACAAAGACCAGGAGCAAAGCAAAAGCCUUUAGAAAAAGAUGCUGGUUCCAGAACCAUUGAGUGGUUAGAGAAGAUAAGAAAUUCAAAUGGCUCACUUCCAACCUCAAAAAUCCGGUUGAAUAUGCAACGAGUAAUGCAAAAUAAUGCUGCUGUAUUCCGUACACAAGAAACCCUGGCAGAAGGGGUUAAAUUGAUUGAUGAAACGUGGAACAGCUUUCAUGAUGUUCAGGUGAAGGACCGAAGUUUGAUAUGGAAUUCUGACUUGAUAGAGACAUUAGAGUUGGAAAACUUGUUAAUCAAUGCAGCUAUUACCAUGCAUUCAGCUGAAGCAAGAAAAGAGAGCAGAGGAGCUCAUGCUCGUGAAGAUUUUACGAAAAGAGAUGAUGAGAAUUGGAUGAAGCAUUCAUUGGGAUACUGGGAGAAUGAGAAGGUACGGCUGGACUACAGGCCUGUUCACAUGAACACAUUAGACGAUGAGAUUGAAACGUUCCCACCUAAAGCACGUGUGUACUGAGGUAUGGUAUUGAAGGAUACAUGUGGUUGGGGAAAAAUAUAAUAUUUUCUUCUAAGAAGUCCGCAAUAAAUUUCCUGAGACCUAGAAAAUUUCUAAAUAAUGACGUCAUUUGUCAAACUGCAGUCGGGGUGAGUAAGCUUGUCUCUGUCAUGAGCAAGGGUGUGAGAAUACCUCACUUGUAUUGAUCAUGUUCCUGGCAACAAAUAUUUUAUACUACUCAUAAAAAUGACUCCAAACUUUCAAUUACUAGUAACAACUGGAUUGGAAGUUAAAUCAAAGUGUUAUCUUAUUAUUGGUAGCUCAGUUGAACUUUGUUUUAGAACAAAAUGCUUACUAUAAUUUCGUGAGCAUUAUGACUUUGGAUGACAUUUUGGUCAUUGUAUUUGUGUAUCAAAUGUGAGAUUAGUUGCUGUUUA